AGAAGCUCAACAGCAAGAAGCAAUAAAGAUUUUCUUUUCCUUCCUUCCUUCCUUCCUUGUCUUUCUUACUUUCUUUUUGUUUUAAUUCAUUUUUUUUUCAGAAAUCUAUCAAAUCUGAACGAAGAAUAAUUAAACUACACUUUCUUUGAAGCGAUUAAAGGAAGAGAUGAUCAAAUUCUCUCUCUCUUUUUUUUUCGUCCUUAUGGAUUCACACCUUCCAUUCACACCAUCCUUCAUAUAAUCAAAGCUUUAUCCUUCUCCUUCUUUGAAUCCCAUCGGCUUUUCCGAACCCCAAAAGCUUAAUCUUCACGAAAGCACUUUUGUUUUUUAAGAUUGCGUUUGUGGUCAUGGAACAUCAUCCUCAUCAUUAUCAACGUCAUCAGCAGCAACACCAUCAGCAGCUUCAGCUUCAACAACAGCAGCAGCUUCAGCAGCAACAUCUUAGUACUGUGACUGUACACGUGGACACGAGUGAUAGGUUCCCUCAAUGGAGCGUGCAGGAGACGAAGGACUUGCUUCUGAUCAGAGCCGAGCUAGAUCAGACUUUCAUGGAGACGAAGAGAAACAAGCUUCUGUGGGAAGUGAUUUCUACGAAGAUGAAGGAAAAAGGUCACCAUCGCAGCGCCGAACAGUGCAAGUGCAAGUGGAAAAACCUCGUUACUCGUUACAAGGGUUUUGAGACAAUGGAGCCGGAAGCUAUGAGGCAGCAAUUCCCGUUUUACAACGAGCUACAAGAGAUUUUCGCUGCACGGAUGCAGAGAAUGCUGUGGGCAGAAGAAAGCGGAGCUGCAAGCGGGUCGAAGAAGAAAACGCUUUCUUCAGACGACGAGGAAGAUAACGAGGAUAGCGAGGCAGAGAAUAAGGGAAGCACGGGGAAGAACAAGAAGAAGAAGAUGAAGAUGAGCAAUAUAGGAAGCAGCAGCGCAAGUGGAAAUAAUGUAAGGGAGUUAUUGGAAGAGUUCAUGAAGCAACAAAUGCAAAUGGAGAUGCAAUGGAGAGAGGAGUUUCAAGCGAGGGAGAAUGAGAGGCGGUUGAAGGAGAUGGAGUGGAGGCAGAAGAUGGAAGCAUUAGAGAACGAGAGGAUAAUGAUGGAGACGAGAUGGAGGGAGAGGGAGGAGCAAAGGAGGAUGAGGGAGGAGGCUAGGGCUGAGAAAAGGGAUGUUCUUAUUACUGCUUUGCUAAACAGCUUAGAAGAGAGGAUAUGUAGCAAGCGUUAUCUCAAGACAUGGUUUGAGAGCUAGGUUUGUUUAUUAAUUAAUUCUCAAUUAGCUAGAAACUGAACUGAUCAUUUUGGACAUGUCCAUUACGCGAUAUACUGGUCCAUCUUCUUCUGUUUUGCCCACUGGGGCUUUUCAUUAAUUUAUUGCAUAAUAUCAAUUCUUUCGUUUCCAUAUAUA
This is a messenger RNA of Malus domestica (apple), 1397 nucleotides long. Its product is annotated as trihelix transcription factor GT-3b-like. Lineage: Eukaryota; Viridiplantae; Streptophyta; Magnoliopsida; Rosales; Rosaceae. The record is from RefSeq and is a predicted model, not a curated record.